Molecule: messenger RNA, 333 nt
Organism: Fraxinus pennsylvanica
Lineage: Eukaryota; Viridiplantae; Streptophyta; Magnoliopsida; Lamiales; Oleaceae
Source: the annotation of a GenBank genome assembly
AUGGCCUUUUUGAACAGAUCAUAUGCUUAUUCGAAGAUGGAAAUGUUUGACCCGGAAGAAAAAAAGCAUCAAAGGGCACAAUUCUUGAUUUACAAGGCUUUGCAGAAAGCAGAAAUUAGGAGAUCAAGACCUUCAUGGCUGAGAGUGAAAAUGUUCAAGUUGAAGAUCAAGAUUGGUAAAAGAUUUAAGACACUGAGAAAGAGUAUUGGAGUAACCUUAGCUUCGGCUAAAACUGGUUUCUGCAAGAAAAUUACUUGUCAAUUGAAAUCUUGGAAGCGACUGAUUCAUGGAAGAGAGGGAAUAAUUAGAAGUCUCCCACCAAUGAUCAUUUGA